Molecule: messenger RNA, 1303 nt
Organism: Vitis vinifera (wine grape)
Lineage: Eukaryota; Viridiplantae; Streptophyta; Magnoliopsida; Vitales; Vitaceae
Product: ferritin-3, chloroplastic
Exons: 7
Coding region: 89-904 (271 amino acids)
Biological process (GO): intracellular iron ion homeostasis; iron ion transport
Cellular component (GO): cytoplasm
Molecular function (GO): ferrous iron binding; ferric iron binding
Source: RefSeq, a predicted model, not a curated record
CUAGCCACUCGCUUCUGUGUCUGAACCUUCAUUUUUCCUCCAUUUUUCUUUACCUCUGUCUGUGUCUGUAUUUUCUCGCUCUCCAAACAUGCUUCUCAAAGCUGCUUCAACUCUUUCUCUGCUUAACCUUCAUGCUGCUUCCGAUUCUUAUCUUUCUUGGCCUUCGUCGUCUUUGAGCUCUGGCUUUUCGUCUUCUCCGAUUCUUCCUGUUUCGCCGGCGAUCGGCCGAAGUGGAUUCGUGGUGUUAGCAUCCAAGGGUGCGAAUAGCCGGCCGCUCACUGGCGUGGUGUUCGAGCCGUUCGAGGAAGUGAAGAAGGAACUGCUUCUUGUGCCGACUGUUCCUCAAGAAUCUCUCAGUCGUCAUAAGUACACUAACGACUGUGAAUCUGCAAUCAACGAGCAGAUCAAUGUGGAAUAUAAUGUUUCCUAUGCGUACCAUGCUAUGUAUGCCUACUUCGAUAGGGACAACGUUGCUCUCAAGGGUCUUGCCAAUUUUUUCAAGGAAUCUAGUCUGGAAGAAAGAGAGCACGCCGAGAAACUGAUGGAAUACCAGAACAAGCGAGGUGGGAAAGUGAAGUUGCAAUCUAUAUUGAUGCCCCAUUCUGAGUUUGACCAUCCGGAGAAGGGAGAUGCCUUGCAUGCAAUGGAGCUUGCAUUGUCACUGGAGAAGCUAACAAAUGAAAAACUACUGCACUUGCACAGCAUUGCUGAUCGAAGCAAUGAUCCUCAGCUGGCUGAUUUCAUAGAAAGCGAGUUCUUAAUUGAGCAGGUGGAAGCCAUUAAAAAGAUCUCUGAAUAUGUUGCUCAGCUGAGAAGGGUGGGCAAAGGACAUGGUAUGGACCUGAAAACCAACAUUAUUAUUUCGUUUCCACCUAGUCUCUUCUCCCACUUAAUUGUUCGAUGAAACUAGGAAUUCAGUUUCUAGCACACACUUGUACCCAUUUUUGGUGUUCCCCUGUUUUCCUGUUUCCAUUUGUUUUACCACUGUUCACUAAACUACAUGGUUUUCAUGGAUUCUCAGGAGUCUGGCACUUCGACCAAAUGCUUCUCAAUGGAGGAGUUGUUGCUGCGUGAUGAUGCAUUCGAAUUCAGUCUUGUCUCCUUCUGGGACGCCUUUCAGAGGAUGCAAUUCCGCGGACUUGUCUUCCCUUUAGCUAGUCAUUUUGAGGUUUUGGAUGUGUGGGUUAUUGCAGAUUUUGUGUCUGAUGGGUGAAAUUUGCAUAUGCUAUAUCUGAGACUAGGUCUGUGGUCUUAAUCUAUAAUAAUAGUUAUUUAAUACUUUUCAGUAUCAGUUGGUUAUCAA